AUUUUAAUUAAUUAAAUGGUGGGUAAUUAAAAGAAAGUAACAGAAACUGAGCUAAAUAUUAUACAUCAAACAUAUUUGUGAUUAUUCUUGUCGAAUUUAAACUUUCUCAUACCGUUUCACGUCCUAGAUAAAAGUGGGAUGAACCACAAAGGAUUAAUGGAUAGAUAGAUACCAACUGCCUUCUUUCUUAGAAAUUUAUAGCGGAAACGUAGGUUAUAAAAAUCACACUUAAAUGGAAACUAUAAUAAAACUUUUCUGUAAAUCGAAUUUAACAUUUAUAUAUAUAUAUAUAUAUAUUAUUGAAAGCGUAUUUUUAUUUUCCAUUUUUGGCUUAAAAUUAUAACGAAUUCCUAAACUUUGCAAUCGAUCCAUAAUUGGUUGAAAACAGAUCAAGUCCGGAAAGCGGCCAAUAGCAUCAGUUUGGCUAGUCACGUGGAAGUGAUAAAUGGCAAAGGUCAGACAUACUUUUUCGCUUCAUAUACAGAUCAAUGUAAUCUGGUUGGGCGGUUAGAAUUGCACCACUAACCAUUUGGGCGUUUAAAGGUCCGAUUGAGCGGUAACUACCAACCACCCCCGCGUCCUGUUACGUUAGGACAACUCCGGGAACGGGGAUUGGUGGACCUGUUAUCCUGGAGCAAGAGAUGCGGUGUGUAGCGGCAUGCAGUCGAUGCACAGCUGAGCUGUCGACUGUAGAAAGACGACCAAGGUUCAACUGUUAUGUUGUGCCAAGGAAGCUGGCCUUCUACAAACCAUCCCCGCCUCUCGUCGUGACUAGGGGGGCGGAUGAGGGGGAGAGGCCGACUUCAAGCGGAAUAACUGAACGCUGGAAAGGUGGAAGAUAUGAACGUGCCUCGGGUAGUAAGUGCAGCUAAUGCCACUUUACCAGUUAACCAGACAGUGAAAUCGCAAAGUUGUCAUCCCGCACAGACUACUGAAGCUAUAGUACUCUUCACUAUAGGAGCUCUAGGAAUGGGUGCUAAUCUCUUCCUCAUGCUACUUAUCAUUCUCAAGCGCCCGCUAAGAAGAUGGUCGCAAGGACUGUUAUUUCAUCAGGGUUUAGUGGAUUGUGGCAGAGCCAGCCUGUUAGUACCUCUGGGAGUAAGCAUCUUGUUAUGUCAGAAGCUUCCUAAAUGUUCUUACAUCGAGAUGGCUUUUCUCCUACUAGUCACCGUAUCAACAGUAAAUAUGCUUACUUCAGUUAUUAACGAUGCAUCAUUAUUACCAGAUCAAGAUCCAUCUGCCCUUCCCCCGGGUACUUUGAGACCCGGCUCCGUAUCUGAUGCAAAUCCACUCUUCCUGGAUAGUCCCCAGUGUAUCGGUUUUGGUCUGUUCAUCAUUUGGUUCGCGAGCCUCACCAUUAAUCUCGGACCGACUUUACUUGGAGGUGCACUCGCAAGUACCAGAGAGUUUGGGCACCUAGAUGCGUGCCCCAUGGUGUAUGCACCCGUACGGAACUACGUCCUCAGCGUUCUCUGGGUAACGGUGAACGUUCUGUGCGUAGCUCUAACUGGAAUUCAUUUAAGGAAGCUAUAUAGGGAUUUAACUCGUUCAAACUUGGAAGCAGUUAGGAUAGCUGGUCUUGUAACUACCAUGAUAUCUAUCAGAUCAGAUGUUGACAAUUGCGAAUCUCAACAUAUCCAAGGAUACAUUCAUCGUCUGGAACAGGAAGGAGUGAGAAGAGUUAAAAGUUUUGCCAUCAUCCUUGCCGCCUAUAUCAUAUUUUGGGGGCCGUUGUUUACUCUGACUCUCAUCCAUCCUAAGGUUGAUGCAUCUUCGAUUACUUACGAGGUGACUUUGCAUGUCGCUUUCGUUCAUGCCUUUGUCAAUCCUACUCUGCUCUUGGUGCUCCACAGGGACUUGCGUAAUACUUCAGGGGAAUUCCCAUGUUGCCAUACGUGGAUAUCCGAGGAUUAUGGCACUCCACCUAAUGAAACGGGUCAAGCUUGUAGGAUGAACAGAGGAUAUAUGGAGACGACAAUUUGACCAAGACUACAUUCUAAGAUUCUGCCUCUAGCUGCUCACAACUGCCACAUCAGAAGGUGAAACUACAUGAAGACAAAGUGGUUUAUAUUCGUUUGAAACAUUUAACUUUUAUCGUCAAUUCAAGCAUUUAUCAACUUUGGGUCAACGACUCCCUAAAAUUCCACGAGCGCCAAAGCGCUAUGCUCAACUUUUCAUCUGUUUACUUGAUUUAUUAAAUAAAGUUAAAAAACUUGUCUAAUUUUCUAUCUUUCAUAAAAAAAAAAUAAUUAAGAAUUAGAGAUCAUAUUGAUAAUAUGAAAUCUAAUGUUAGAUUUGUGCAGAUUUUAUUAUUUUAAUAACAAUAAUUAUUGAAAAUUUUAUACUUUUUAUAAUUACAAAAAUCAACAAGAUUGUAAAUAAAACAUCCUAACAAAUGAAUACACAUGGAAAUGAAAAAAUAUAGGAUUUGCUAAAGAAAUAUAUUUUGUGGGAAAAGUAAUAUAAUAUUACCAUUACACUGCAUCCAGUAGAUAAAUUACAUUAUUAGUAUUAUAAAUUACAUAAAUCAUCAUUAUUAGGCUAUAUAAAGUUAAUUAGAUUAAAAUUAAAAAUCUUACAAAUAAAUAUCAAAUUUUGGACAUUUGGAAAUAUUUUUGUUAAAAUAUUCCAACAUGCAAUUUAAUAUUCAAAUUUUUAAUAGGUUUACAUAUGUUUCUAUGAAUUUUGGAGCUAGAACUAUCUAAAAUGACAUUCUGCCAGACCACAGUGUACCUGAAGAAGGCCUAUUAAGGAGGCCGAAAACAUUUCUACUCGUUGUUUAAAUGGCUAGAAACAAAGUGAGAAAGGUUUUGUCUUAGUCAGUUUACAUA
This is a messenger RNA of Centruroides sculpturatus (bark scorpion), 2831 nucleotides long. RefSeq lists its product as uncharacterized. The transcript is spliced from 5 exons. NCBI's taxonomy places the organism in Eukaryota, Metazoa, Arthropoda, Arachnida, Scorpiones, Buthidae. Bases 841 to 1983 code for a protein of 380 amino acids. Gene Ontology annotation, biological process: G protein-coupled receptor signaling pathway. The record is from RefSeq and is a predicted model, not a curated record. Gene Ontology annotation, molecular function: G protein-coupled receptor activity. Gene Ontology annotation, cellular component: membrane; photoreceptor outer segment.